GCUGCGAUUGGCGGGCGCGGUCUGUCACGUGACGGAGAGAGCCGCCGAGGGCGCCCUGCGCCUGAUGUCACAUGACUCCGCUUAGCAACAGCGCGGGCUUCCUUAGCAGCGAGCCCUAGUGCCCAUGGUGUGGGGCGAGCUGGCCGGGCCCCCGAGUGUCCCUGGGGCUGGGUGCCCGGGGGAUCGCGUGGCCGCCUUCUUCUGGGCCUCCAUCUGCUGGGCAUCUUGGGCUCCGGCUGGCUGGCGAGCGGGCUGAGCGGCCGCCUGCAGGGCGGGCUGAGCUUCUAGGGAGGUGGCAGUGGCAGGCUGGGUACAAUACCUCCGAGUCUUAUUCGGAGGUAAAAUUCACCUGUGUGGAGGCCCAACAUAGAGCCUGGCCUGUUUCGUGUGAAAAUGAGUCGGUUAUAUGAUACCAUAGAGCCAAAUGUGAUUGAUGAAGAGCUGCUUCAAAAAGCUGUGGAAGAGCAAGGGCCCCAAGAGGAAUUAGGACAGCUUGCCAAAAGGGAAGGCAUUGAUUAUAAAGAUGUCUUAGAGCUACAGCUUGAUUUUAGAAAUAUUUUGAAGAUUGAUAACCUCUGGCAGUUUGUGAAUCUGACUAAGCUGCAGCUAGACAACAACAUCAUUGAGAAGAUAGAGGCGUUGGAUAAUCUGGUUCACCUAAUCUGGCUUGAUUUGUCCUUCAAUAAUAUUGAAGUCAUUGAAGGUCUGGAAGCUCUGGUUAAACUGCAGGACUUGAGCCUCUACAAUAAUAGAAUAUCUAAGAUUGAGAAUCUGGACACACUUCAAGAACUACAGGUCUUCUCUAUAGGAAACAAUAAUCUAACUGCUUUGGAAAACGUGGUCUAUCUCAGGAAAUUUAAAAACCUACGCACAUUGAAUCUCACUGGGAACCCUGUCUGCGAAAAUGAACAGUAUUCAAUGUUUAUUGCCGCUCACCUUCCAGAUCUGGUGUACUUGGACUUCAGGCUUGUGGAUGACAACACACGAGAACUUGCAGAAAUAAAAUAUCAGUAUGUCAUUGAUGAGCUAAAGCAAGGUGAAGCUCAGGCCCUGGCUAAGCUGGUGGAAGAGCAGGCUAAGCAGAAAGAGUUGGAGCAUCACAAGGCUGCUUACGUCGAGCACCUGAAUGGAUCCUUCUUAUUUGAGAGUAUGUACACAGAAGAUACAGAAGCUGCCAGGCUGGCUUACCUCCCUGGAAUGGCUGACCUGCUGGAGACAUACAAGAGUAAAUUUGUAUUAAUUUGUGAGAACCUCUUUGCCUAUGGUCUGAAAGAGCAUGAAAAGCGACAAGCUGAAGUCUCAACCUUCUACGAGUGCCUUCAAGAAGCGAUGCAGGACAGUCAACAGCAGGGCACAAAAAUAAUCCUAGAUUUUGAAAAUGACAACCAGGGGCUGUUGGACGUCAUUCAAAACAUGAGUAAUUUUGAGAUUGCGGACUCUAAACUCGUAAAGUACAAUGAGGACCUCAGUCAGCUGUCAGACACACUUAUGACCCUGGAAAUGCAGACGGUUGACCAGCUAGAGGAAAUAAUAAAGGAUUUUGAAAGAAACAUUGCUGACCAGGUGUCAUCAUUUAUUGAGAACGUCCAAGGGAUGAUGGCUCAAUGCCGGGAUCUAGAAAAUCAUCACCACGAGAAACUGCUGGAGAUCGCAAUCAACAUGCUGGAGAAGAUAGUCAAGAGCGAGUUUGAUGAGGAGAUGCCAGAUGAUGUUCGACUGCUUUUUGUGGACAAAGACACCAUCGUCAACGCAGUGAACGCCUCCCACGAUAUCCACCUGCUGAAGAUCGAUAACAGAGAGGAUGACAUCAUCACCAAAGCCAAGAGCUGGUCCUCUUCGGUGAUUGAGGAGGUUCACAAGAACGAGAUCAGCAGAAACCGCAACCGUGUGAGAGAGAUUAAUCAAUACAUUGACCAUCUGCAGGAGGAGCUGGACAACAUGGAAAGCCUGGAACAGGUGGAGUAGGCCAACAGUGGCUCCCCUGUUAGGACACAGACCUUGGUGAUUAACAGGUGCGCCUCACCAUUUCUGACAGCUCCCGUGUAAAUACUCACUGAUGGGGAUGUUUCAUCCUGGAGUGUAACCCCUCCCCCCCCAAAAAAUCAUUUGCAAAUAAAAAUACCAUUUUUGUUUGGAAAAGUU
Dermochelys coriacea (leatherback sea turtle) is the source of this 2142-nucleotide messenger RNA. RefSeq names its product dynein regulatory complex subunit 3 (gene DRC3). The transcript has 14 exons. Gene Ontology annotation, molecular function: protein binding. Bases 394 to 1965 code for a protein of 523 amino acids. The record is from RefSeq and is a predicted model, not a curated record. NCBI's taxonomy places the organism in Eukaryota, Metazoa, Chordata, Testudines, Dermochelyidae.